Macadamia integrifolia is the source of this 1313-nucleotide messenger RNA. RefSeq names its product G patch domain-containing protein 11. NCBI's taxonomy places the organism in Eukaryota, Viridiplantae, Streptophyta, Magnoliopsida, Proteales, Proteaceae. The record is from RefSeq and is a predicted model, not a curated record. Gene Ontology annotation, molecular function: nucleic acid binding. Bases 170 to 961 code for a protein of 263 amino acids. The transcript is spliced from 4 exons. Gene Ontology annotation, cellular component: kinetochore.
AAAUGGCCAUUAUCCUCCCCAUAAAAUAUGGUAUACAGUAUUAUCCCCUACAUCGCGUUCCAGGGUCUCAUUUCACUGUGACACCUUCCGCAGCAGUUGGACUUGGAAGAAGUUGGAACACUCGGUUUCACUGUAAUACUUCCGCCGUAGUAUUUUCAAGCUCGAAUCAAUGGCGGAAACAAAUAAAGCUACAAAAACUGAAGAUGAUGAGGAAGAUUACAUGGGCGAUCUCACUCAGUUCCUCCCUCCCGAAACCGAAACCGAAACCACUGUGUCUUCCAAAAUCUCCCAAAAAAAGAGCUUUAAUUCCAAAACCCUCAUCAAUCAACCCCCGACGAAGAAACCCAAGACCUUAAACUGGAAAGAACAACGGAAAAUCGAUCGAGAACGGAAGCAGAGAGAAGAAGACGAGCAAACCCUAGCAAAACUUGAUUAUGCGAUUCCCCAAUCUAACAUUGGGUUCAAGAUGUUGAAGCAGAUGGGAUACAAUCCCGGAUCAGCGCUGGGCAAAGACGGGUCCGGACUGGCCGAGCCGGUCGGAGUCGAGAUACGUAGGUCGCGUGCGGGGAUUGGGAGGGAAGACCCUCACAAGGAGAAGCAGAGGAGAGAAGAGGCCUUAGCGGAGAUGAACAGCAAGAAGGAAGAAGCUUUAAUUGCUGAGUUCGGUUCUCGGCAGAAGUCUCAGUGGAGAACCCGCAAGAUUGCUGUUAAUUUCAGCAAGGCCAAAGCUGCACUAGCCCAGUUGGAGAACAAGGAGGUCAUCGAAUCCGAUAAGGAAGACGAAGAAGGUGAUGGAGAUGAAGAGGAAGAGGAAGAAGUAGAGAUAACAGAAGAGGAUUUGCAAGAGAUACUGAUGAAGCUCAGGGAUGAACAUCGGUAUUGCCUCUUCUGCGGAUGUCAGUAUGAAUCAGUGGAGGCACUAUUAUCCAACUGUCCAGGAACUGAUGAGGAUGACCAUUAAGCCUUGCUUCAACAAAACUCAGUGAGAGCUACAAGUGGAUUCUAUAGCUCAAGUCAAUCCCAUGACCUCCUGGGACCCUGCUACCACCACACUCCACUGAAGGAUAAAACCACAUACAGAAGUGUAGUCCAAGAAUUGUGUGUUUUGGGGGGUGUGGUAAUUGCUGUUACACAAAGUGAAAGGGUUCUUUCACAGCUUCACCACAGCACAGCAAUAGGGAUUGUAUACAUUCAAAAUCAAAAUUAAAUAGAAAGAAGAGUACCCAUUCUCUCACUUGUUAACAUAACAUAAUUUGUUGGUUCCUAUUCUUGUUAAUUAACUAUCAGCAGUAUGUGGAAUUUAUCCUGCGUCA